Cornus florida is the source of this 793-nucleotide messenger RNA. RefSeq lists its product as uncharacterized. The coding region runs from base 176 to 640 and encodes 154 amino acids. The transcript is spliced from 2 exons. Lineage: Eukaryota; Viridiplantae; Streptophyta; Magnoliopsida; Cornales; Cornaceae. The record is from RefSeq and is a predicted model, not a curated record.
ACAACUGCUGUCUUCAUUUUAAAAAGUUUCCCGAGUCACGAGGCGGUUUAUCUUAAAAAGUUAAAGCCCACCCAAAACGUUUGAGAAGAAGAGACCACUCAUCAGAUCCAAAUCCCAGACAGACAGAGUGCAGAGUGACAAUGAAAGGUUAGGAAUUAGGCCGAGUUACAAGAACAUGGAGAGUUCUACUCUACUGCUGAGUCGACUCGUUCUUCUUCUCUUCCUUGUUUGCUUGGGCGGAGCAGGAGCAGCAGCAGGUCAGAUGCGUAGACCCGGUUUUCUCUACACGAGUAACAGAGGACUGUGCACACCCCAGUUUUGGAGCAGCAGAAGAGAAGCAUGGCCAAGGAUGGUUCCACAGACAUCAACGGUUUCGAAAGUGUUCGGAUCUCGAGCGUACGAACGGUACAGGUACGACCUGACGCUGCUGGAAGCGGCAUCAAGGAACGACGACGGCGACAAUGCCUUUGCGAAUCUGGUGAAGCAGUCUACUGCGGCGUUGCUCAACUCCUACGCCAGAAAGGGAUUUCCAUACACUGCUUGGGAAGUCAAGACUCUGCUCAUCCAAGCUCUAGUCUCUAAAGACGCCGCAACUGUUCAAGCCCAACGCUUCUCCGAGGCCAAUGAGGCUUGUAAUUAAAGCUUAGUAUUUAGUAUUUGUUUUUUCCUGUGAUGGUAUGGUGUACGCUUAGCGUGUUUAUGUGGAUGACAGGAUGUGGUAGGUUUCACAUCUUGCAUGUGUCUCAACUUCUUGUAACUUUUAAACAAACAAGCAAAAAUUUUUUUUGUUUUU